Molecule: messenger RNA, 645 nt
Organism: Phaethon lepturus (White-tailed tropicbird)
Lineage: Eukaryota; Metazoa; Chordata; Aves; Phaethontiformes; Phaethontidae
Gene: UTS2R
Product: urotensin 2 receptor
Exons: 1
Biological process (GO): blood vessel diameter maintenance; neuropeptide signaling pathway; regulation of blood pressure
Cellular component (GO): membrane
Molecular function (GO): urotensin II receptor activity
Source: RefSeq, a predicted model, not a curated record
GCCGUCUGGUCGGUCUCGCUGCUCCUUACGCUGCCCAUGAUGCUGAUGGUCACCCUGACCGAGGGGGGCAAGGCAGAGGGCAAGGUGAAGAGGAUCUGUGCGCCCACCUGGAGCGCGGAUGCUUACCGGACCUACCUGACGGUGCUCUUCAGCACCAGCAUCAUGGCCCCGGGAAUCAUCAUUGGCUUCCUCUACACACGCCUGGCCAGGACCUACCUGGAGUCCCAGAGGAACCCCCCCCACAAGGAGAAGAGCAAGAGAUCUCCCCGGCAGAAGGUCCUCAUCAUGAUUUUCAGCAUCGUGCUGGUCUUCUGGGCUUGCUUCCUGCCGUUUUGGAUCUGGCAGCUGGUGCGACUCUAUAGCAGCUCCCUGCAGCUCACCACCCAAACCCAAAAGUGCAUUAACUACCUGGUGACCUGCCUGACCUACAGCAACAGCUGCAUCAACCCCUUCCUCUACACCCUGCUCACCAAAAACUACCGGGAGUACCUGCGCAACAGGCACCGCAACUUCUACAGGUUCACAUCCUCCUUUCGCAAGAGGGGCUCCAACCUGCAGUGCUCCUGGGGACGGUCCAUGUCCUCCAGCAACCAGUACGACUACAGCUCGGAAGCCCUGGGCAUGGCCACGCUGAAGGACAAGUGA